This is a messenger RNA of Aspergillus candidus, 891 nucleotides long. Its product is annotated as DUF1770 domain-containing protein. The record is from RefSeq and is a predicted model, not a curated record. Gene Ontology annotation, molecular function: mitochondrion autophagosome adaptor activity. The coding region runs from base 93 to 641 and encodes 182 amino acids. The transcript has 3 exons. NCBI's taxonomy places the organism in Eukaryota, Fungi, Ascomycota, Eurotiomycetes, Eurotiales, Aspergillaceae. Gene Ontology annotation, biological process: mitophagy.
CCACGCUCCAUUCGACUUCCGAUCUACAACCUCAAUUCAACUAUAACUCCACCACCACACCAUCCAACACCCCUUCUCGAUAUUAUUCAAUCAUGACUGACCCCGCGAUUCGGGUCGCAGAGACCAUCCAAACGGCAUCCAUCAAUCCCAAUCCGUCCCCUGCCGACAUCAAUCCCCCGACCGCAGCCGAAAAGCACCCGAUUCAGAAAGCUUCCUCCGAAGCUGACAGUAUCCCUUCGGACAUCGUGGAUCCUCGACGGAUGAUUCAACCGACUACAAGAGGCCAUACCCUUCCCCCGUUGCCCGACCUACGGUUUGAGCAGAGCUAUCUCGCCAGCUUGCGAGGAGCCGACACCUGGGGACGGGUAGCGUGGAUCACCAUCAGAGACCAGGUCCUCCUCCCCUUCCUGCAAGGUUCCCUCUGGACACUGGCCCUCUCCGGCUGGCGAUUCUGGAACCGCAACGCAAAUCUCACCGGCCAGACCCUGGGCAGCAAGAUCCGACGGUGGUGGUACGACGUAAACAACUGGGAACUGCCUCCCCGAUGGGCGUCCACCCGGAAAGAUCCCAAAUUGGCGGAGCAAGUGCAAGACUUUCUACAGUUCUACACAGCGCAGUUCUCAAAUGCAGGCGCGGACUGAACCCACAGCGAGCGGAGUGAUAAAUAACAUACCUUGAAACUUCUCUCCCACGUCUCCCCUGUGGUAGAUUCCCAUCCUGCAUUUCGGGAGUUCUGGUUACGUCGUUUCUCUUUUCUUUUCUGUUCCCUUGAUUUACAUUCUUGUUCGCGUGUUCAGCCAAAACCAACUAACUACUCAAGCCUCUCCAAUGGCGGGCCUCGGACGGGCGAUAAUGUAUAUACAGUUAGCAAAUGGGAAGCUCACAUGGUUU